Rana temporaria (common frog) is the source of this 2135-nucleotide messenger RNA. RefSeq names its product histone H3.3A. Bases 136 to 546 code for a protein of 136 amino acids. Gene Ontology annotation, molecular function: DNA binding; structural constituent of chromatin; protein heterodimerization activity. The record is from RefSeq and is a predicted model, not a curated record. Lineage: Eukaryota; Metazoa; Chordata; Amphibia; Anura; Ranidae. The transcript has 4 exons. Gene Ontology annotation, cellular component: nucleosome.
GCGGGCGGUGAGUGAGCGGCUCUAUGGGACACAGCAGCUUUCAGCCAUUUUUCAAUUGUGUGUUGCCUCCCUCAGCAGCCGCCUUUGCUCUCUCCAGUUGCGGGGAAGGUUUAGGACCGAUCCGUUGUCGGCAAGAUGGCCCGUACCAAACAGACAGCCCGUAAAUCCACCGGCGGGAAGGCUCCCAGGAAGCAGCUGGCCACCAAGGCGGCGAGGAAGAGCGCGCCCUCUACCGGAGGGGUGAAGAAGCCUCAUCGUUACAGGCCGGGUACCGUGGCUCUCCGUGAAAUCAGGCGUUACCAGAAGUCCACUGAGUUGCUGAUUCGCAAACUUCCUUUCCAGCGCUUGGUUCGUGAAAUCGCUCAGGACUUCAAAACAGAUUUGCGCUUCCAGAGCGCUGCUAUUGGUGCUUUGCAGGAGGCUAGUGAAGCCUAUCUGGUCGGAUUGUUUGAGGACACCAACUUGUGUGCUAUCCACGCCAAACGUGUCACAAUUAUGCCAAAAGACAUCCAGCUAGCACGCCGCAUACGUGGAGAGCGUGCUUAAAAAUAAAAAAUUCCUAUCUUGAGAUAAACAUUUGUCAUCUUCAAACCCGAAAAAAAAUAAAUCUCUUCUUCCGUGUAAUUGGUAGUUUGAGCGUUUUAGAUAUAUUUUUUUUCUUCAUGGGGUUAAAGGUACCUAAAUAUAUGAUAGUGAAUGGAAAAUGUAGGGGGGCAGGUUCUAAUGUGCUAAAUUUCUUCCAUUUUCAUAUGUGUGUGAUUUUUACAUGAAAGGGUCAGUCCAUCCAAAACUGAUAUUCCAACUAUGGACGGGUGCUGGUGGCUACUGUCACCAACUUAACUACCUGUACACUUUACAGAAUACAGUGGUGAUGUCCUGCCGCCGUACCCCAUAGGCAUGUCUCUGCAAAACAAGUCUUAAUUCUCCUGCUGCAGUCUAACGUAACCUUAAAGGGAAACUCUAAUUGGGAAUAACCUCUGGCUGUUUGUAUUUGGUGCUUUUCUAAUAGCGUAUAUUUUUUUUUUAAGCUUCUGUCUCUAGUUAAAGGCAGCUGGCAUUCGAAUUCUGUAUUUGAAUCAUUACACGGCCACUAAUGGCUACUAAGUUUUGUGCAGUCAGCAUGCUGUCAGAUUUCUGCUUUAUUUCCUGCUGUUGACUAAAAUAUUUAUAAAAAUAAAAAAUUCCUUCCCAUAUGUCGCAAUGAAGACAGGGAAAAUGGUGAUUUACAUAUUUUACGUUUUAUGUUGAUUGGCCUCAUGGCAGGUGAGCAGAGUAAGAACUUGGAGAUUCCGUGUCUAAAUUUCCAGAGCUAUAAGAAGCUUGUGGGUGACCUGACCCACCACAAUCUCUCCCAAAGUGAAAUAUCCGUUUUGGAUUUACUGGCAUUAUGUAUGUAAAGUGUACCUGGUCACAUACACUUAAAGGAAGAAGCCACUUUGGAGCCAAAGCCAUUAUCUAGUCUUUAAAUUUGGCUAGGAAUCGGCAAAGCUAUUUGAGGUUCUUGAUGCGUUCAAUUCCUUUUUAAUUCAGAGGGCGUACUUGUUAAAAGGAAUAUGUCACAUGUCAGCUCAUCAGGAGGCUAUUUUCUACCUUUUUUGAAGCAGCAAUUUCUGUCUCCUGGUAAUCCAUGUUAGUAUUCGAACAUUGAACAUCAAGUCAUCGAGCUUUACAUGCCCAACCCAUGGAAGUCGGGUAGCGCCACUUCCACGUAAGAGUUUUGACUGAGCCAGAUAUGCAGGCAAGUAACAUUUCCUUCUAGUGUUCCUAAAACGGCAGACCAUACAGUGCAUGUGACAGGGUACUCUUCAAACACAUUCAACUACUACAACAAACUUUGAGUUAAACAGAGAAAAAAAACACCUCAACUUUAUAAUAAAAAAUAUAAAUAGACCUGUUAAAACUUUUUUUUCUGGACAAUGCCAGCAUUUGGAUUUUUUUUUUUUUUUUAAUAAGCAAAUUUUCUUAUUGAUGGCAACUAAAUGUUUGUAGCAUUUUACCAUGUGGUAAAUUCCAUCCAUUCACUCUUAUUAUUAUUUUUUUUUAAACUGAGUUUUCCUGCAUUCAGAUACAUGUUUUUAAUGUUGUCUGUCUUCUGUGCUGUUCUGUAAGUUUGCUAUUAAAAGACAUUAAACCAC